AGUGAAAGAAGAAGAUGCGUCGAUCGGCGAGCGCCUCCAUUGUUUCCGACCAACUCUCACCCAAUUCUCCGUCUCCAUCACCGUCUCCGCCGCGAAUUAAAACCGCAGACGAUGGUCAGCUUCUUCUGCCUAGGUACGAUCCCAACUCUCAUCCCGGGAAGAAGAACAAAUCGAGACUCAGAUCCGCCGAGAACGCUAUCCAUUUCAUUCCAAUCGUACUCAUCCUCUGCGCCUUGAUACUGUGGCUGUUCUCGAAUCCAGUAGCAAUGAUCAAACAGUGACGAUUACAGAGUUUCAUUCAUAUUUUUAGGUGCUUCUUCAGGGUCGAAGCUUUACUCUGUUCUUGUUGAGACUAAUGUUAGCUUGUAGAAACAUUGUAUUAUUCUUUUACAUUAUUAAAUCACAGAGUUUUGUA
This is a messenger RNA of Capsella rubella, 415 nucleotides long. RefSeq lists its product as uncharacterized. The record is from RefSeq and is a predicted model, not a curated record. The transcript is spliced from 2 exons. The coding region runs from base 15 to 281 and encodes 88 amino acids. NCBI's taxonomy places the organism in Eukaryota, Viridiplantae, Streptophyta, Magnoliopsida, Brassicales, Brassicaceae.